Messenger RNA from Cyclopterus lumpus (lumpfish), 1175 nucleotides. RefSeq names its product gap junction protein, alpha 5a (gene gja5a). The transcript has a single exon. Gene Ontology annotation, cellular component: connexin complex. Lineage: Eukaryota; Metazoa; Chordata; Actinopteri; Perciformes; Cyclopteridae. Gene Ontology annotation, biological process: cell communication. The record is from RefSeq and is a predicted model, not a curated record. Bases 33 to 1175 code for a protein of 380 amino acids.
GUCUCAGGUGUGUGUUCGGCCUGUGAGCAGUGAUGGGGGACUGGAGUCUCCUGGGGAAUUUCCUAGAGGAGGUGCAGGAACACUCUACCUCGGUCGGGAAGGUCUGGCUCACCGUCCUCUUCAUCUUUCGCAUCCUGGUGCUGGGCACAGCAGCCGAGUCGUCCUGGGGCGACGAGCAGAGUGACUUCCUGUGCGACACUCAGCAGCCUGGUUGCACCAACGUGUGCUAUGACAGCGCCUUCCCCAUCGCCCACAUCCGCUACUGGGUGUUGCAGAUUGUUUUUGUCUCCACGCCGUCCCUCAUCUACAUGGGCCACGCCAUGCACAUUGUGCGCAGGGAGGAGAAGCUGCGGAGGAUGGAGCAGGACCAACGGGAAGAGAGAGGGGAAGGCGGAGAAGACCUGGAGGGGGAGAAGGAAUACCUUCAGCAGAAAGCGAGCAAAAGUAUAAUGGCAAAUGAUGGGACUGGCCGUGUUCGCCUGAAAGGAGCGCUGCUACAGACUUACAUCCUGAGCAUCAUGAUUCGCACAGUAAUGGAGGUGACGUUCAUCGUGGUACAGUACAUGAUCUAUGGGGUGUUCCUCAGGGCGUUGUACCUGUGCAGGGCUUGGCCCUGCCCCAACCCCGUCAACUGCUACAUGUCCCGGCCCACAGAGAAGAACGUCUUCAUCAUCUUCAUGCUGGUGGUGGCCGGUGUGUCUCUGCUUCUCUCUGUGCUGGAGCUCUACCACCUUAGCUGGAAGAGCGCCAGGAGGUGUUUACGCAACAAGAGGAUACAAAAGAGAACUAUGACGGUGGUCGCGUCCGCAGCCUUGGAGCCCAACAGCCCCCCUCGGCCCUCGGCCUCCUGCACCCCACCUCCUGACUUCAGCCAGUGCCUGGCAGCCCCGAACUCCCUGAACCCCAUAACCUCUAUGGCCUCUCAUCCCUUCAACAACAGGAUGGCGCUGCAGCAGAACUCAGUGAACUUGGCCACAGAGCGGCAUCACAGCUGCGACAACCUGGAGAAGGAUGCAGACUUCUUGAUGAUGAGAUACGACCGAGUGCCCUCAGAGUUGCCCAACAGCUGCUCCCCAUCGCUGCUGCUGCACUCCAGCUACAUGAAGGACAAACGACGCCUGAGCAAAGCCAGUGGCACCAGCAGCCGAGCUCGGAAGGACGACCUGGCAGUAUAG